AUGGCUAAUCAUUUAGUCACAUCCGUGUUAUCAAUGGGGUUGUCAAUCCUUUUUAUUCUUGGUGUCGUUGCUUUGGUGGCUAAACAUGGAACAAGUGACGACGAUGAUACUCCACUCAACAGCAUGGCAAUUCACACCAUCUGCAAACCCACCGAAUAUACAGACGCCUGCCAUGAUGCAUUAGAAGACGUCUCCAAGAACUCCUCAUCCACCAAAAAGGACUACAUUUUUGCUUCCUUCCGUGCCACCAUUGAUGAACUCAAAAUAGCCUCCGAGAAAGCCACUUCUCUCAGGAAGGAUUUGCAUGGUAAGAAGGAUGAUUACUCCAAGUAUGCUCGAGCUGACCUCAAGAAUUGUGAGACUUUGUUAGGCCAGGCCUCCGAUGAGCUCCAACAUCUUCUCCAAGUUGCAUCGAAGCAGAAACUAGCCGAUCUACCCGAUCAAACCGACCCUAUCCUUGUACGACUCACAGCCAUUCGUGCGUACCAAACCACAUGUGUCGAGGAGAUCAAAGAUGACAAGCUCAAAAACGAUAUGCAAAACGCAUUGGAAGCUGCCAACAAGAAUACGUAUAAUUCCGAAAAGAUCAUGUACAAUAUCCCAGAUAUCCUCAUGGAAUUUGGGGUUGAGUUGGAUCUUUUCCAUGGCGCGAUAGCUGGACACCGCAGGCUUCUUGACGACGAAGAAGAAGAACACGAGCACGAUGAAUAUGAACACAUAGAACAAGCAUAUUUCAAAACUCCUGAACCCGAAUCUAUUGAUGACAUAACGAACGUGAAACCCAAUGUGGUCGUGGCCCAAGAUGGUAGUGGUCAGUACAAGACCAUUAAAGAAGCCCUUGCUGCUUAUCCUUCUGAUCACAAAGGAAGAUAUGUGAUUCAUAUAAAGGCUGGUGAAUAUAACGAGGGCCAGAUCAUUGUAGAACAAAACAACGUUUUUAUGUAUGGUGAUGGUCAUGACAAGACAAUCAUUACAGGCAGCGAAAACUAUGCAUUCUCAAAGUGUGGAGCCUCCCAAACUGCAACAUUCAUUGCUCAAGGGGAAAGAUUCAUGGCAAGAGGUAUAGCAUUUAGAAACACCAUCGGCGAAUCAGGACUUGAGGCAGUGGCAUUCCGAUCUAUGUCCCCACACACACUAAUGGUAGACUGUAGUUUUGAGGGUUACCAGAACACAUUAUACUAUCAUGCACAUGAUCAAUUCUACAAGAAUUGCACCAUCUAUGGAACCGUGGACUUCAUCUUCGGAAGCGGAAGGGCUUACAUCCAAGACUCUGUGAUCUACGUUAGGAAACCGGGAAAGAACCAAAACAACACGAUACUGUCGGAUAGAAGAAUGAAAAAUGAAGAAAAAGGAGGCGUGGUGCUUCAAAAGUGCAAGAUCAAGGCAACGAAAGAGCUGAAGGCGGUGCAGGGACACGUGAAAACGUACCUGGGACGACCAUACAAGGAAUACUCGAAAGAAAUGGUGAUGCAAACGGAAAUAGGAAGCAUGCUUGAACCAGAAGGAUGGACGAAAAUGUAUGAGCCGGAGGGGAACAAAUAUCACGACACAUGUUCGAUUAGGGAGUUCUAUAACAAGGGAGCUGCUGCCAGUACGGAAGAUAGGCCCACGAAAUGGAAGGGUUAUAUGGUCAUCAAAUCUAAGAAGUAUGCAAAAGGGUAUUCUGCUGACAAGUUCAUACAUGCAGGAUCUUGGGUGCCUCAUGCUGGGGUUGAUGUAGAUCUCAAGCUUUAA
Molecule: messenger RNA, 1734 nt
Organism: Cynara cardunculus var. scolymus (artichoke)
Lineage: Eukaryota; Viridiplantae; Streptophyta; Magnoliopsida; Asterales; Asteraceae
Product: pectinesterase-like
Exons: 1
Coding region: 1-1734 (577 amino acids)
Biological process (GO): cell wall modification
Molecular function (GO): pectinesterase inhibitor activity; pectinesterase activity
Source: RefSeq, a predicted model, not a curated record